Messenger RNA from Cavia porcellus (domestic guinea pig), 2908 nucleotides. It is a transcript of the gene Prmt6, whose product is annotated as protein arginine methyltransferase 6. The transcript has 2 exons. NCBI's taxonomy places the organism in Eukaryota, Metazoa, Chordata, Mammalia, Rodentia, Caviidae. Gene Ontology annotation, biological process: peptidyl-arginine methylation. The record is from RefSeq and is a predicted model, not a curated record. The coding region runs from base 232 to 1551 and encodes 439 amino acids. Gene Ontology annotation, molecular function: protein-arginine N-methyltransferase activity.
UCUACCUUAACUCCACUGAAAGCAAAAGCAAGUUCCAAACUCGCACUUCUUGAAAAGUUGAAAACGUGAAAAGUUCCACCAGCCCGGAGAGGUGGUGCGUAAGUGGCUCAGUGAUCUGGUGCGCUAAAACAAGGGGGUGGGGUGGGCGGGGGACAAACAGAAAACAAAGUGUGUUUCUAGUCUUAAGUGGGCGUGCCUCCUUCAGGAAGGAAGUGAGUGAGGAUCCUAAGAAUGAGAGACAGGGAUUCUAGGAUUUCAACGACGCAGAAAACUAGAAGGGAAGGGGAAGGGGCUGCAGCUUCCGGGCCAGGGCGGCCGCGAGAGAAGCACACGCCCGAACUACAAGUCCCAGAAGUCCCUGCUCGGAGCCCGCGCCACGCCCCGCCGCGCAACGCCCGCCGGGAGUGGGUCAUAGCCGCCAAGAUGUCGCAGCCCAAGAAAAGGAAGCUUGAGUCUGGGGGUGGCAGCGAAGGAGGGGAGGGAACAGGAGAAGAAGAUGACGGGGAGUUCGAUGUGGCCCCCCCGCGACCGCGGAGGACUAAGCGCGAGCGGGACCAGCUGUACUACGAAUGCUACUCAGACGUGUCGGUCCACGAGGAGAUGAUCGCCGACCGCGUCCGCACCGACGCCUACCGCCUAGGCAUCCUGCGCAACUGGGCAGCGCUGCGAGGCAAGACGGUGCUGGACGUGGGCGCGGGGACUGGCAUCCUGAGCAUCUUCUGUGCCCAAGCCGGGGCCCGGCGCGUGUACGCGGUGGAGGCCAGCGCCAUCUGGCAACAGGCACGCGAGGUGGUGCGGCUGAACGGGCUGGAGGACCGCGUACAUGUCCUGCCCGGUCCAGUGGAGACGGUGGAGUUGCCGGAGCGGGUGGAUGCAAUCGUGAGCGAGUGGAUGGGCUACGGACUGCUGCACGAGUCCAUGCUCAGCUCUGUGCUCCACGCGCGGACCAAAUGGCUGAAGGAAGGCGGUCUCCUCCUGCCGGCUUCCGCCGAGCUCUUCAUCGCUCCCAUCAGCGACCAGAUGUUGGAAUGGCGCCUAGGUUUCUGGAGCCAGGUGAAACAGCAUUACGGCGUGGACAUGAGCUGCAUGGAGGGCUUCGCCACGCGCUGCCUCAUGGGUCACUCUGAGAUCGUGGUACAUGGUCUGUCGGGUGAAGACGUGCUGGCCCGGCCGCAGCGCUUUGCUCAACUCGAGCUGGCCCGCGCCGGCCUGGAGCAGGAGCUGGAGGCGGGAGUGGGCGGGCGCUUCCGCUGCAGCUGCUAUGGCUCGGCUCCGUUGCAUGGUUUUGCCAUCUGGUUCCAAGUGACCUUCCCUGGAGGGGACUCAGAGAAACCUCUGGUGCUGUCCACCUCGCCUUUUCACCCAGCCACUCACUGGAAACAGGCUCUGCUUUAUCUGAAUGAGCCAGUGCAAGUGGAGCAGGACACGGACAUUUCAGGAGAGAUCACGCUGCUGCCCUCCCGGGACAACCCCCGACAUCUGCGUGUACUGCUGCGCUAUAAAGUGGGGGAUCAGGAGGAAAAGACCAAAGACUUUGUCAUGGAGGACUGAGCGUUGCCUUUUCUCCCAGCCAUCUCCUAAGGCAGCCUGGCCUGUUGGGGAGAGGCACUGGGAGGUCGGAGGAGAAAGGGAGAUCUCAUUUACAAGUAUUGCCUGACAGCAUGGCUGUACAUAAAGAAUAUGACCUGGGAAACCAGACAUUCCAAAGCAAAACCAAAGUCUUUGGAGUGAGGAGCCCUGCAGAAGGAUGAAAGUGUAAGAUGUGUCAGUGUCCAGGCACCAUCCAAUCUGUAUGGACUGACAUCAGUUGCUUGGGACCAUUAGGGUCACAGGCAGGAACUGCUGGGCCCAAAAAGGGAGAGCAGUAAAGUUCUACCUGCUUCCCUCGUACAGCUUCCAUUUAUUUAGCACUGUGAGAUUUUGUAAAUAUUUUCAUUCAUUAGACCAACGAACAUUUUUGUCAAGUGUACAUGUAAUGAUUUUUGUGAUAAACAUGCCAGCUACAAACCAACUAGAUUCUGCCUUCAGAUAAAUGCCUUCUAAGUAAAAUUAGUGAUAAUGGGCUAUGUGUGUGGGGAGGUCCUGGUAUUUAGAAGGACACGUAGUUAUCUACCAACGUAUUACAAAAUAGUUUACAGCAAUACUGAAAGAUUUGCCUAAGGUUCCAUAGCUAAUUCUAAGCAGUUACAUCCUAAGCACAAGACUGACCUCCUAACCCCAGAGACAUUAACCUUGUACUGUUCUUUAAAGACAGAAAAGUUCGUAACUCUUGGUUGUUUUUAUCAUUUAAUGAAAGGAAAGGGACAACAGGAGCCUGAGGAAAUCCCUCUGCAUCUGCCUCUGAGGCCUUAAGAUCCAGCCUCCAGUGUGUAGGAUCUCAAGGAUGACAAAUACAAGGCUUACAGAGUACCCCACGCCCAUUUCCCUAGCUGCUAAUCAAAUGCAGCACUCUGAAAACUGAAUUCUUAACACAUAUGAUAAAUAUGCGCGUCCUAUCCUCAACAUAGGACACACAAGGGAAAAUAAAAUUACAUCAACAAUUUGCAUACAUUCUUGAACCUGAAAUGAGCCUCAUUCUAAUUAAAUCUAUUGAAGCAUGGCUGAAAGAACAACCUGGUGUCUAAAACUUCUCCCAAAUGCAAAAAUAUGUCAUCAGACAUGAAAUCUUCAGAAAAGUUCCUCGUAUUAACUCUAAAAGUGAGUCACUGUCUUCUGAUUUCUUUCAUAAUAGCCCCAGCACAUUGUGUAGAUGACCCUUCUCACAUUGGCUGCUACACAGCUGAACCAACUUUAGUGCCUCACUUUGACUUUUUUAAACCUUGCUUUCUAUCUGGCUUUUUGUAUGCUCGAUUUUUUUUUUUUUCUGAUUUGUCCUCUCAUUUGUAAUAAAUACCACAUUUUGUUAGAA